Messenger RNA from Amphimedon queenslandica, 2414 nucleotides. RefSeq names its product nuclear pore membrane glycoprotein 210-like. The transcript is spliced from 18 exons. Gene Ontology annotation, cellular component: nuclear pore. The record is from RefSeq and is a predicted model, not a curated record. Bases 30 to 2414 code for a protein of 794 amino acids. NCBI's taxonomy places the organism in Eukaryota, Metazoa, Porifera, Demospongiae, Haplosclerida, Niphatidae.
GGGUUUUACUAACCACGUGUUGCAUUAAAAUGGCGGGAAGGAACUGUACUAUUCUUCCUCUCCUUCUCCUCUCUUUGCUCCUAGUCCUUAGCUUCAUUGACACAGGAGCCUCCAAACAGUACACACUCAAUGUACCUCGUGUCCUCUUGCCUCGUGUUCCACCUUCUGGAGUGAAAUCUAACUUCACUUUAAAGUCAGACUAUGGCUGUUUUAAUUGGAUUAGUACUAAACCUGAUGUUGCUAGUGUUCACCCUGUGUAUAUGGUAUCAAAGACAGGUCUUAAAUGUUCAAGGGAAGCAGUCCUGACUCCUCAAUCAACUGAUGCUGUCAGACUGAGUACUAUCAUCAUUGCCACUGAAGAAGUGACUGGUUUGACUCUACGCUGUGAUGUCUACGUUGAUACCAUUUCCCGUAUUGAAAUAACAACGAGAACCAGGGAACUGUUAUUGGAGGAAGAGCCGGAGAAAUUUGAAGUGAGAGCCUUUGAUGAUGAAGGCAAUAUGUUCAGUACUGUUAGAGGCCAUGUGUUCCAGUGGACACUGCUCAAGGAUGAAGAUGCUGAAAGUCAACAGCUUGUUCCUGAGUCAAUCCUUUCAUUUGUUGAGUUUAGGGAUUCCUCUUAUUCUGUUGAUCCUAUUAUAUCAUCCAUUGAAGAUGAGGGUCAGCAAGGUGAUGAGGUAUUGGUCUCUGGUAUUAAUACUGGAACUGCUAAAGUUUGUGUUAAAUUGGCUGAGAAAAUAUGGAAGUCAGUAGCUGUUGAUGUAGUGAAGCUGUUGGUGAUUGAGAACCUGAUGCUGCUACCAUCAGCUGAUGUGUACAUUAUGCCCUACUCUUAUGUUGACUAUAGAGUGGAGAGAAGAAAGCAUGGAAAAGUGGAAGUUGUUAGUAUGCCCAGUGAGCAGUAUUCCCUUGAAUUACUCAACAGUACAGUAGCAUCACUGGAUAGAGCUGCAUCAAGAGUUACUGGAAUGGUCAUUGGCAGCACUGAGAUUGUACUCCAUGAUAAAAAUAUGCUCAACAUUCCACAUGCAGCCAAACCAUCUGCUGAUAUACAUGUUGUGUUCCCUCAUCAUAUUGAUUUAGAUGUACUGCCUGGUCAUCAGUGGGUUCUUCAAGUUGGUAAACAAUACGUGUUUAUUGUUAACUUGAAAGACACCAACAAUCACAAGAUUCUAAUUACCAAAAAUGUGUUGUUGGUGACAGAGGUCUCCAGUGAUUAUUUCAGUAUACAUUAUUCAACUGCUAAUGGCUCGUAUCACAGUGUCACUGCUGAUGAACCUGGAAAGACCUACCUCAAUGCUUCAAUAAACCAACUGAAGCACCCAGAGACUGAUGAGGUGUAUCCAUUACCAGUCCCAUUGUUCAAGAAGCAGUUGAUUGAGAUAUUCCAUCCAAUCACAGUCAUGCCUGGUGUGUUGCUACUCCUCUGGGACAGUAAGAAUGAGUACCAGUACAAGCAUCAACUCAAGGUGAUUGGAGGGAGUGGCAGUUAUCAGUGGACCAGUGAUAACGUUGAUGUGGUGGGUGUGUCUAACUCCGGUCUCAUUACCUCAUUCACUAUUGGACAAGCUAAUGUAACAGCCAGUGAUACUAGGAACAGUGAUCACUAUGAUACUGCCAAGGUCUACGUUGUCCCACCAAUUGAGAUGUCCUUCAUUUCUUCACGGGUUGAAAUUGAAGUCGGUGGUUCCCUUUACCUUCCAUUACAAGUACUAGGAAGGACGUUAGAUGAUCCUCCAAUGACACUCCCUUUCUAUGACUGUCGGUUCAUGGGAUUCCAAUACUCACUGGCUGAUGAAGCCAUCUUUAAUAUAUCCAUUGAUCACAACAUCAGUCUAUCAUCUCUCCCUCCUGAUGCCUGUACCUUCAUUAAAGCCACUUCAAUCAAACCUGGACAUACCAAACUGACCCUUACCUACACCCACGGAUUGUUAGAGCUUCAAGCCUCCGUUACCAUAGCAGCAUACCCUGUACUGCGCUCCAUUGAUCCUGAGGACUUUGUACUGGUUACCCUCGGGUCCAGUAAGACUGUUGUUCUUGAAGGAGGUCCUUCCAGUUGGGUAUUAGACCCUUCCAAGUAUUUCAGGAAAUUGGUCCCAGAGGUACCUGAUGCUGUCAGUAUAAGAUCAAUCCCCUCAUCUUCCCUGACUCAACACGAGUACCUGGUGGUAUGUAAGAAACUAGGGGAACAGACUCUUGUCUUUACUGUUGGCAAUGGACCCACUUCCAAGAACAAGAUACCUGCUGAUGAGACCAUUGCUAUCAAGUAUUUAUGCUCAUUGCCCACUUCAGUAUCAGUGAGGCCACUCUCUCCUGAGAUGACUGACUGUCCAUUGCUUCGUGAAGGAAACCUUGAUACACAACAUGUCCUCCUUUCCAAUAUCCUACCAUACCCGUGUAUCCCAACAAAUUAG